GCACCCCCCUUUCUCUCUCUAGAAAUAUAUUGUGAUCCUUCUCUCUUCUCUCUCUCUCUCUCUCUCUCUCUCUUAUCUCGCUUGGUUUUUCUCUCUCUCUCUCCCUCGACUCGCCGGCGAGGACCUCGCCGGAGGAGUUAGAGAAUACGGUGGGUGGAAUCGGAGCCUUGCGGGCGAGUAAUUCAGGAGAAUUGGGAGAGAGAGUGAGAGGGAGGUGAGUAGCCGUGGGAAUUGUGUGAAAUUCGGGGGGUUGCGUGCAAUGCGAGACUGAGAAGAGAUCGUGAGGGGGAGGAUUCGUAUUUUGCUGUAGCUGCCGCUUGCUUGGACUGUGGCUGACUUUGUCACCCUGCCGAUCGGUUGUUUUGCGCCUUGAUCUCUUGAUCUUUAGCUCUGGACUGUGCUUUUUCUUUUUGUGAACGAGUUUUUGGUUGGUGAGAAGAAGAACGAGGGAUCUGGCGAUCGGUGCCAUUAGAGACCAGUUGGAGAAAAGGUGGACCAUAAAUUGAGGUCUGGGAACCUUAAAGCUUGAAUUUUUAUUCCAAGGGUUGAUGGUUGAAUGAGACGCAGGAUGCCAUCUGAGGUCAUGGAUCAAAGGCCUUUGUCUUUCUUCUCUGAAGAGAUCCGCUUCCCUGCUGAGAGACAGAUUGGAUUUUGGAAGCCCGAGUCUAUGCCUGAUCAUUGUGUAGGAACAGGAGGAAUGCCACUCAUGUCAGGAAGCAAAUCAGUUUGUUCAUCUCCAUAUGAAAAAAUUAGAAAUAUGGGAUCAAAUUCUGUAGAAUGCUCAGAACUUGCAAAGCCUGAUUUCUUAAAAGAUCAAAAGACUAAAUUUGUACUUGAUCAAAAUUUUGUGGGACUUGAGGGCAUCGCAGGCAAGCCCCUGACUUCCUGGAAAGCUACUGAGAAUUCCAGAUUUCAAUCUGGUCUUUAUGCAGUACCUAAAACUGGAAGUCUGGAAGGGAUCAAACUUGAUUUUCAUCGGGAUCGUUAUGAGAAUGGUCUCUUCUCAAGCUCUUUGUCUGAGAUAUUUAACAAAAACCUGAGACUAUCAUCAAAUGAACACUCUCGCCAACAUGCUUUUAUUAUUGACUCCAACAUUGGCGCUGAUGAACCUUUUGAAUCCUUGGAAGAAAUUGAAGCUCAAACUAUUGGAAACCUCCUUCCUGAUGAUGAUGAUUUGCUUUCCGGGGUCAUUGAUGAUCUUGACUAUAUUGGUAGAUCGAACUCUGGUGAUGAUAUUGAAGAUGAUCUUUUCUGUAGUGGUGGAGGAAUGGAACUAGAGGUUGAUGGUAAUUUCAGUUACAAAAAUCGCUCCCAUUUCAUCAACUGUGCCGAUUCUGCUGUUCAACAAGGUGAGCUGAAUAAUUUAUUUGCUGGUGAACAUCCCCAUGGAGAGCAUCCAUCACGAACACUUUUUGUAAGAAACAUCAGUAGCAAUGUUGAGGAUUCUGAGUUGAAGAAUCUCUUUGAGCAAUAUGGGGAUGUACGAGCACUUUAUACAGCCUGCAAGCAUCGUGGUUUUGUUAUGAUAUCAUACUAUGAUAUUAGGUCUGCAAAAAAUGCAAUGAGAGCCCUGCAGAGCAAACCAUUGAGGCGUAGGAAACUUGACAUACACUUCUCUAUUCCAAAGGACAAUCCUUCAGAAAAAGAUAUUAACCAGGGGACAGUUGUGGCUUUUGACCUUGAAUCCUCUGUUUCAGAUGAUGACCUUCGUCAAAUCUUUGGUGUUUAUGGGGAAAUCAAAGAGAUCCGUGAAAUUCCUUACAAGCAGCAUCACAGGUUCAUUGAAUUUUUUGAUGUUAGAGCUGCUGAAGCUGCUCUGCGUGCAUCAAACAGGAGUGACAUUCUGGGAAAAAAUAUUAAGCUUGAGCUCAGCUUCCCUGGAGGUGCAAGCUUGAUGCAACAACAAUCCUAUACAGAUUUGGAGCAGGAAGAGCCAAUUGGAUGGCAGGGCAGCCCUGCCAAUAAUUCACCAUCAAAACUCCAUGUUUCUUCAGGAGCAAUUUCAUUUGGAGCGAUUACCACGGGUGGCCUUGACAAUGCUGCUUUGCAAGUCCUUUGUUCUGCAGUCCAUACACCAGUCACCACAUAUAUGGAUACUGCAUUUAAUGGAAUAUCUUCAAGCGUACCUCAUAACUUAUCCUCCCCGGUCAGGGUUACGUCAGCUGGCAAUCAUGGGAAUCCAUCUGGCCACAUUAACCCUAGCCACUCUCUGGGGCAGAUGAACUUUCCUUUUCCGGGUGUGCCAACUUUUGCUCAUUCACUUCCAGAAUACCAUGAAGGGUUAUCCAAUGGCAUACCAUGCAAUUCUUCAAGCAACAUAUCAGCCAUGCCUGUUGACAUCAACUCAAUAUGUGUCGGGGGAGUUGAUAAGAGGCACAUUCACAGAAUAGCAUCUGGUGGCCCCAACAAUCACUCAUUUGAACAUAACGGAGCUGCAUUUGCAAGACUGGGAAAUGGAAGCCACCCUCUUCAUGGACACCAGUUCUAUAUCAACAAUUCCAAUUCAUACCAGCAUCAUGCAUCUGACUCCAUGAUGUGGCAAAGCUCGCCUUCAUUCAAUGGCAUUCCUGCUCAAUAUCAACAACACAUGCAUGGACUUCCAAGGACACCAACACCCGUGGUGAAUGCAGGUCUACCUGUAAACCAUCAUGUGGGUUCUGCACCUGCCAUAAAUCCCUCAAUUUGGGACAGGAGGCAUAUUUAUACUGGGGAAUCUGUGGAGCCAUCUGCAUUUCAUCCAGGUUCUCUCGGAAGUAUGGGGUUUUCUGGUGGCUCCCUCUUGCACCCUUUGGAGCUUGCUUCCCAUAAUAUCUUUGCUCAUUCUAAUGGGAACCAUAUAGACACUUCUAUUGGUUCUGCACAUGGUGGGAUUCCUUCACCUCAGCAAAGGUGCCCCACUUUCCAUGGUAGAAAUUCUAUGAUACCUUCUUCAUUUGAUGCACCUAAUGAUCGGGUUAGAAGCCGGAGAGCUGAUGCCAAUGCCAACCAGGCUGAUAAUAAAAAGCAGUAUGAACUUGAUAUUGAUCGCAUUGUGCGUGGCGAAGACUCUCGAACAACACUGAUGAUUAAAAAUAUUCCUAAUAAGUACACCUCUAAGAUGCUUUUGGCCACUAUUGAUGAAAAUCACCGAGGAACUUAUGAUUUCAUCUAUUUGCCUAUUGAUUUUAAGAACAAAUGCAAUGUGGGCUAUGCUUUUAUCAACAUGAUAGAUCCCCAACGCAUCAUUCCAUUUUAUCAGGCAUUCAAUGGUAAAAAAUGGGAGAAGUUCAACAGUGAGAAGGUGGCAUCACUGGCAUAUGCUCGUAUCCAAGGUAAAGCAGCUCUGAUUGCACAUUUUCAGAACUCAAGCUUAAUGAAUGAAGAUAAAAGGUGCCGUCCCAUUCUUUUCCAUUCAGAUGGCCCCAAUGCCGGGGAUCAGGAGCCAUUCCCUGUAGGGACCAAUGUGAGGUCCAGACCUGGUAGAUCCAGGACUUGCAACAAUGAAGAAAACCUUCAGGGGAGUCCAUCAUCCUCUGCAAAUGGAGAAGAAACUCCAAAUGGGAAGGACUCCGAGUGACAUAAACCAACCAACUUAUACUAACCAAAAGCAGGCAGACUGUAACUUUGUCUCACCUCCAGUUUUUUGUGUUUUUUUGGGUUCACAAUCACCUCCCGCUUUGUUUGCAUCAUUUUGUAGUGAUGAUAUAAUCAUGUGUGACGGAAAGCUCGAGCCAGCUUCCAAAAUUUUCUUUCUGUUAUGAAAGUCGAGACGGUGAACUGCACGGGAAGAGCUUUCGGCUGUUGGAUGGCCAUCUUGAGAAAAUAAACAAUGUACAGGAGAUCCUGAAAGUUAGAGCUAGUAACUGUUAUUGCGCUUAUCUGAGUUUUGAGAAGGCCUUCUCUGCAUUCCCUCUCAUUUUUUCCCUUGUUGCUACCAGUUUGUCUAUUUCCAGUUUUUUGUACACCUCAUACAAUGUUUGCUGUUGUUUUCUGAGUUGUGCUGAGAGAUUUUGUUGACAAAGUCAUAAAGAGAGAGAGAGAGAGAAGAGAUUACUGCACAGUGUUUCCUCAGUCUUAACUCUUGUUUAUUUCUUUAUUUUAUCAUCAAACCAUGAAGUUCUUGCAGCUCUGUACUA
Messenger RNA from Dioscorea cayenensis subsp. rotundata (Guinea yam), 4115 nucleotides. RefSeq names its product protein MEI2-like 4. Gene Ontology annotation, molecular function: RNA binding. NCBI's taxonomy places the organism in Eukaryota, Viridiplantae, Streptophyta, Magnoliopsida, Dioscoreales, Dioscoreaceae. The transcript has 15 exons. The record is from RefSeq and is a predicted model, not a curated record. The coding region runs from base 557 to 3556 and encodes 999 amino acids.